Messenger RNA from Syzygium oleosum, 792 nucleotides. RefSeq lists its product as uncharacterized. The record is from RefSeq and is a predicted model, not a curated record. The transcript has 2 exons. NCBI's taxonomy places the organism in Eukaryota, Viridiplantae, Streptophyta, Magnoliopsida, Myrtales, Myrtaceae. The coding region runs from base 1 to 792 and encodes 263 amino acids.
AUGAAAGCCGCUAACGGUUUCAAGAGUGGUUACAUGACUAUGUUAGAGAAGUGGUCUGAAGAAAAGUUCCUUGGUUCUGCCAUCAAAGGUAAUCCUCACAUAGAGUCGAAGAUGAAAAACUUGAAAAAGUUGUACAAUCAGAUAUAUGACUUGAAGGAUCAAAGUGGCUUUGGGUGGGAUCAUGAAAACCAUUAUGUUGAUAUUCAUCCGGAGGAUAGUUGGCUAAAAUAUUGCAAGACCUAUCCAGGAGUUGCUUCUUUGAGAGGGAAGUCCUUCCCCCAAUAUGAUCGACUAGCAACCGUAUUUGGAAAAGACCGUGCCAAGGGAAAUCUCAGUGAAGACCCUUCAGAAGCUCAUGCGGCUGUAGAUAAUGAAGAAGGUGAGAAUCAUGAUGGCGUGGCAACUAAUGGUGUAAGUCAAAACUUACCACCACUAUCUUCUCAAACACAAAAUGUUUCUGAUCCUUCGAGAAGAAGAAGGGCUAAAGCAAGUGAUAAAUGGGCUACUGGGUUAGUUGAGAUUGCAGGCACUUUUGGCUCUUUCUUGGAAAAAGCUAACGAGAGGAUGGAGUCGAUUGCUACCCGCAUCGGACAUGCUAAAGAUUUGGAUAAUGACAAGAGAAAAAUUAAUGAGGAGCUUCUUCAAAUGUCUCUAGGUACUAUGGAUAGAAAUAAACUAUGCAAAAAAAUUGUGAAGGAUCCUGAGAAUAUUCAUCUUUUUUUUCGGAUUUCAAGGAGACGACAGGAAGGCAUUUAUGGAACUGCUUCUCCAAGAGAUGAUAGAAGAGAAUGA